Messenger RNA from Phoenix dactylifera (date palm), 988 nucleotides. RefSeq names its product Plastid-lipid associated protein PAP / fibrillin family protein. Lineage: Eukaryota; Viridiplantae; Streptophyta; Magnoliopsida; Arecales; Arecaceae. The record is from RefSeq and is a predicted model, not a curated record.
CUAAAUCCCACGGCAACCCCCCGCCAUGGCGACCUCAUCCCUCUUAUUCUCUUCCCCUUCCCCUCCCCUCCUCGCCCCUCCACCAACCUCCGCACCCCGCGACCCAUUCCAUGUCCAAGCCGACCUCCCCUCCCCGCCACCGCCGCUCCACCGUAGCCGCCGCCCGAUCCGUGCGCUCCAGCGAGUCUCUCCGGGCCAAGGCCGACCUUCUCGCCCUCAUCUCCGACCAGGACCGAGGCCUCCGGACGCAAAACCCCUCGAAGCGAGCGGAGAUCGUCGCCGCCAUCGAGGCGCUCGCCGUCCAUGGAAAGGAUGCCGACACCACGGGCUCCUCCCUCUCGGGCACUUGGCGGAUGCUGUGGACCACCGAGAAGGAGCAGCUCUUCAUCAUCAAGAACGUCCUUUUAGGCACCCAGGCCGGCGACGUCCUCCAGGUCAUAGAUGUCGAGAAGAGCCUCUUGAACAAUGUGAUCACGUUUCCCCCCUCUGGGGUUUUCUUCGUUCGGUCCUCCAUCGAAGCCGAGCCGCCAAGAAUAAAUUUUAGAUUCACGAGUGCGGUUCUGAGAGGGAGCGACUGGGAGAUUCCAUUGCCGCCGUUUGGACAAGGAUGGUUUGAAUCUGUAUAUCUAGAUGAAGAUAUUCGAGUUGCAAAGGACAUACGAGGGGACUAUUUGGUCGUUGAUCGCGCUCCUUAUUGUUGGAAAGAAUAAAAUAGUGGAGAUGGCAAUCCAGUUACUGUUUAGAGUCUAUUUACCUUGUCUUGAAGGUAAUUUUGCCUGUAACUUUAUGAUUUUGUGAAUAGGUAUGUCUAUUUCAUUCUCAUUACUGCAAUGGUAGUUAACUAUCAUGCUGUGCAGUAUUAUAUUGGGUUCCAAAUUUUGGUGGAAAUGAAGGAUAUCUUGUGCAUGGGAUGUUAUCAGUCUUCUUCGUGUAACUUUUGGGUAAAAGUACUUCAGGUUCUCCACAUAGAUUGAUGGUCAUGUUGAUU